CUGAAGCCGCCUCUCUUUUAGAGAUGCAUCGAUAAAGAGACCAACCCUUUUCUCUCCUCCCUCCUUUCUCCCUUCCCUUUUCUUCCUUUGCUCUCUCUCUCUCUCUCUCUCCAACUCUCUAACCCUAAUUCUACCGCCAAUACAUGACGGGUUGAAGGUUCAAAGUUGAGCAGAGAUCUUUUCUUUUUCGUCAGCAACAGUUAAUUUCUUGAUUUAUGGUUGGUUCUUGGUUCAAAGACAAGAGAAAAAGAAAAGUAUGUUCAAAAGGCCUGGCUCGUGUGCUGCAGAUCAGAGCUUUAAAGACAUGAAUUCAGAACUCUCUCUGCAGAGAGACAAAAUGGAUUCUGGAAACAGUGGAAGUCUUCAGUCAUCAAGUGGUGAUGAAGAGUACGAUUCACGCGCCGAUUCCAUCUCGGCAGCUCUCAUGACUUCCCACCACCACAACCACCCUACUCCGCCACCAGCGGCACCACCACUGAACCCAACAAACACUUCCUCCAUCUUUGACUCUCUGUCUAACUAUUUCGACCCCAUUUCACGGCCACCACAGAAUCCUGACUCAUCCCUCCUCAAUCUGGAGAUGUCCUGGUCUACAGCCCUAAGAUCCAACCCAAAUUUGUCUGAUAUCAAUCCCAACAUGGUUUCUGCAUCUUCAAUCCAAUCCCUUUUUGGCUCAAACCAACAGCAACAAGGUUCUUUCGCCACUACUACCCCAUCUGUGUCAAUCCCUUCAUCCGUGCAAGAGAAUACCAGUGCUACAAAUACACCUAGACAACAAGCAGCACCAGAGCAAAAUAAUCAAGCCCAAGUGGCACGUAAUCCAAAGAAGCGAUCAAGAGCAUCGAGGCGGGCGCCAACAACUGUACUCACCACUGAUACCACCAACUUCAGAGCCAUGGUCCAAGAAUUUACAGGCAUCCCAGCUCCACCCUUUACAUCUUCUUCACCGUUUCAAAGACCAAGACUUGAUCUUUAUGGUACCAGUCCUUCUAGCAUGAGAUCUAAUAACCUUAUAGACUCAUCACAACUACAGCCACCUUAUCUUCGUAGGCCUUUUCCUCAAAAAGUUCAACUGCCUCCACCUUUUCUGGCUUCAUCGGCUUCAUCAUGUUCUUCUCUGUUGAAUUCAUCCUUAGUUGAUCAUGCUGCAAUAGCUUCACCAAAUAGUACUAGUACUAACAACAACAACACUUCUGGAUUAAACAUUAGUACUUCCACUAAUCCUACUUUCCAACUCCCUCUCCAAAGUGCAAAUCUUUUCAACUUGCCAACCCCAAUUCUCACUUCACUUCUUCAAUCUAACCAUGUCAAGUAUCAGCCUUCCAAUUGCCCCGUUAUCGGAUCAAAAACAGCCCAAAGUUUAGAUGAAUUUGGCUUAGGCCAGGGUCAUGUCAACACAAGUUCUUUAAGUGGGCUUCCGGGGCUCAUUUCUUCCGAUCAAACGACGUCGAGGAAUGGUAACAAUCCGGUUAACUGGGGAAGUUCGAGUGCUGGGGUCGGUUCGAACGAUGGAGGAGGUGAUCAAGGUCAUCAGAGCAGGUCUGGAAAUGGAAACUUUAGUUUGUCAAGAAGUGUUAACGGUGCUGGAAAUGGGAAGCUGAGUUACUCCGGUUCUUCCUCCGGUUUUCACGGGGAGAAAGGGUCGUCGGAAAAUGUAGCUGUGGCGGUUGCACCACCACCAGCAAGAGGGGAAGGUAUGAUGGAAUCUUGGAUAUGUUCUUCAGACUAGAAAUGAUUACAGUGUUAGAAAGUUUGGAGAUAAUGAUGGUGAUUAGUUUGAUGAUGACCAUUACUAUGAUGAUAAGGAGGAAAAAAAAAAAAGAGACAAGACAUGGGAAAAGAUAUUAAUUAGUACUACUACUAGUGUUGUCUUCAAUGAUCUUAACCAUGACUUUCACCAAAGCUUAGAGCAGUGUAGUUUGGUCUAAAUUAUGUGUAAAUAAUAGUUUUCCUUUUUCGGUCCUUGAUGAUGGUAUAUAGUAUAUAUCAAUCACUGACCAUACAUUAUACAUAAAUAGUAGUAGGGAUAGGUAGAGCUGAUGAUGAUGUUGAUUAUGAUCUUGAUCAUGGACCUUUAUUUUGUUUGUAUUCUUGUUAAUGUCGGUUGAUUUUUAAUUUCUUCCCAUAGUAAAA
Messenger RNA from Coffea arabica (coffee), 2133 nucleotides. Lineage: Eukaryota; Viridiplantae; Streptophyta; Magnoliopsida; Gentianales; Rubiaceae. The record is from RefSeq and is a predicted model, not a curated record.